UGAACAUGUCAUAGAUAUCGUUUAAUACGACAAGAUUAGAGCUUCCUCUUCAAAUUGUUUAAAAUGACUUUUAAAUUGAUAAUUUAAAAGUGUAUGUUUAUAAUUUCUUUGGUAAUUGAUGCAUCUUUUUAUUUACAAAAGUUGCAAUGACAGCUAAUGCAAGUUCAGAGUAUGGGGACUUAUGGAAAGCAGCCAAUGCAGUAGAUGGAAAAACAGAAUGUGGAACAACGGAUGUUGCUAUAACCAAUUUUCAGAUAAAUCCCUGGCUGAAAGUCAAUCUAUACAACACUAGCACUGUGGAUAGAGUUUUGAUUUACAAUAGGCAAGACUGCUGUGGAGGACGAUUACAUGAUGUAAGCGUAAGUGUCAUUGACAAUGGACGUAACGUUUCGUGUGGUUUCUACCCCGGGCCAGCAGCCAGUGAAAACCGUAUCCUGUUUCUGUGUGAGAAGGAGACCAACGGGAAUGGAGUUACCAUUUCUAUUUUAUCAAGAAAUGGACAAAAUGAUUCUCUUAGUGUUUGCAAGGUUGAGAUAUAUGGUUAAUCUUCAGAAAAAAUGAAUU
Messenger RNA from Saccostrea cuccullata (small rock oyster), 564 nucleotides. Its product is annotated as fucolectin-4-like. The record is from RefSeq and is a predicted model, not a curated record. The transcript is spliced from 2 exons. NCBI's taxonomy places the organism in Eukaryota, Metazoa, Mollusca, Bivalvia, Ostreida, Ostreidae. Bases 147 to 545 code for a protein of 132 amino acids.